GUCACAAGCAGAACCUCCCACUACUUGUCAUUGUCACGCUAGGAAGGGUUUAUAUUUGUCGAGUAUUUUGCGUCUUUUCCUCAUUGUUUUGACUUGAAUUACAAAGCAGAUGUAAUUUCAAUUGGCGGUUGUUGUAUUUACUACUAUAAUAAUGGCAUCAGAAGUAAGUCUUAAAAACGUGGACAAUGCCUGUCAAACAGCAGAGGAAUUCACAAAGCUGUAUUACAAACAACUCGACAAUCACCGACAUUUAAUUUCAAAAAUGUACCUCGAUACUGGAUUGCUAGUCUGGAAUGGAAAUGGAAUUACAGGGAAUGACAAAAUAAUGAAAUUUCUUAUGGAUCUACCGGGAAGUACCCAUGUUUUAAAAACCCUGGACGCCCAGCCCAUAGCAGAAAGUUUAGUCGCAAAUAAACUGACCUACCUCAUACAAGCUUGCGGCGAUGUAACAUAUCAAAAUGAUAACACAAGGAAGCACUUUCAACAGACAUUUCUCAUAGUAGCUGUGGAUUCAAAAUGGAAAAUAGUUUCAGAGUGUUUCAGACUUCAAAUUCCACAUAAUAGUUAAUGUCGUUUAUGUGUGGAUUGCUAUUGAAAUUGCAAUGUUUUAUGUUUAAGGUAAUGAAGAAAACAAUAAACAAUUUAUAACU
Messenger RNA from Papilio xuthus (Asian swallowtail), 650 nucleotides. It is a transcript of the gene Nxt1, whose product is annotated as NTF2-related export protein 1. The transcript has a single exon. The coding region runs from base 152 to 568 and encodes 138 amino acids. Lineage: Eukaryota; Metazoa; Arthropoda; Insecta; Lepidoptera; Papilionidae. Gene Ontology annotation, biological process: nucleocytoplasmic transport. The record is from RefSeq and is a predicted model, not a curated record.